CAACCGAAGAAGAAAAAAGGGACAGUUAGGAAUACAUCAAGCAGAGAGCCAAGUUUGUAACCGAACAUGUCUUUUUUUGACAGUUUUUCCUCCGUUUGCCCUCCAUUCAGCUCACGUUUCUAUGAAAUAUCAGUGACGGAACUACAUUAAAGUCCUCCCAGUGCCCUUUGACGCUUCAAAGAUAGCUUAGUUUGUUAGCCGCUAACAAAGUGACGCGGAAGUUAGCAUCAAGUGCUAACUGCUGUGUUUUUUGAAAAAAAUGCGUAAAGUUCGAAUGCUGAAAGAGUUGGUGAACCAGCGACUGACCGCCGCGGUUGAAGACAUAUUUGUAGUGUUGGAAAGAACGAUAGCGGAGUACGAGGAGGAGCUUUGUCGGACAAAAGAGGAGAACGAGCGACAACGUCAACUACUGCUGAAUGCUGUUUUCAUGCCGCGAACGGAGUCACGCAGAGCAGAUGUUAGUAAAGGUCUUCCCUCGGAGCAGCAGAAGUGGAGCUCCAGGUUGGAGCAGAAAGAGCCGCAGCCCCCCCACAUUAAAGAGGAAGAGCCAGUGUGGACCCAGGCGGAUGCUGACACAGGCAAGUUUCCAGUGCCUUGUGUGAUUGUGAAGAGUGAAGACUAUGAUGAUGAUGAAGGAGCUCAGUGUUCACAGCUGGAUCACAGUCAAAGUGAGGAGAAAAGACCAGAAGCCGACAGCCUCUUAGCGCCGCUAUCAGAUAGUGAACACAAGGCGUCGCACUCUCCUGACACUGAUGACUCAAAAGCUGAUAGAGUGUGUCACACUGAGAACAGACACUCGAAGGUCCACACAGGUGAAAAGAUGUUCAACUGCUCAGUUUGCAGCAGCAGCUUCCAGCUGAAGAAACAUUUGAUCAAACACACGAGGAUCCACCCUGGAGAGAAACCUUUUACCUGCCUGUUUUGUGCCGCCAGAUUCUAUCACAUGAGCAGCUUGAUACGACACAGGAGGACGCACACGGGAGAAAAACCCUACACCUGCUCGGUCUGCGCUAAAAGAUUCUCCCAAAAAGGACAUUUGAUCACGCACACGAGAACACACACUGGGGAAAAAAUAUUUUCAUGCUCAUUUUGCAGCGCGAGUUUCAGCGACCGCUCGGCGUUGAUGCAACACAGAAGAACUCACACCGGGGGAAAACCCUUUGCCUGCUCCGUCUGCGGCGGGCAGUUCACUCGAAAAGGACAUCUGAUCGUACACAUGAGAACGCACACGGGAGAGAAACCUUUCUCCUGCUCACUUUGUGGGAAAAGAUUAACACGAAAGGCACACCUAAUAACACACAUGAGGACUCACACGGGGGAAAAAACAUUUUCCUGCUCGGUCUGCGAUACGAGUUUCGGCUUCCGCUCGGCGUUGGCCCAACAUAUGAGGACGCACACCGGAGAGAAACCUUUCCCGUGCUCGCUUUGUGGCAAACAAUUCUCCCAGAAAGGACAUUUGAACAUACACACCAGGACACACACCGGUGAGCAACCGUUUGGCUGCGAUGCGUGUGAUAAGAGAUUCACACACAAGUACCAAGUUCACAAACACAAGUGUGCCGGUGAGAGCAGCAGUAAAUGAGACAAGAGACACAAGCAUCACACAUUUUUUGGGCUGGUUUGACAACAAAAGGUCUUCCUGUAAUGUGUAACAGUAGCGCUUUGUUAUCAAAUAAGCAUGCCUUUAUUUUUAAACGAGACAGGUGUAAUCAUGCAGGGUCAUUAACAGAUAGGGUUCAACAAAGUCUUCUCAUAUUGGAACAAAUUUGCUCAUUUAUCAUGUAAGAACACAAAUUAGUCACAUCAUUUAUUUUGACCGCACAUGCUCCUUUACUUAACAGCGGAUAGUUACCGGAAAGGUGGCAUCGGUUGUUAUGCGGUCAGUGAUCAGGUCCUUGCAUACACUAGUGCAGGGCUGGGCGAUAAAACAAUAUUAAUACUUCCCGAUACACGAGUAAUCAAUACCAACAAAAAUGCGUUUCAUAAAACGUCUGUCAGGUUCAAACACUGAUGACAUCUAUUAAACAAGACAAGAAGCAAAUAAUCAAACAGAGACAGAAUUCCAUUUGGCUCAAUUGAGGAGAGACACCGGGACACUGUACUCUUGUACAAUCUCCAGCACGCUCUGGCGAAAGUUUGUACAACUCCUCCUUUAUUUGACUUUCUCUGACCACAUGACCACAGCUGCUUCCAAAAGGGAAGUGGGUCGUAAACAGCGUUGCCUUUGGUUACAGAACAGUUCAAAAGAAAAGGUCAUAAACACUUCACAGAAAAGGUCGUAAGAGUUCAAAGAGAAGCUCGUAAAACAGUUGAAAAAAGAGGUCGCCUGGAGGGGAUUCUGGUCCUGCUUCCUCUUCGCUUUUAUAGUCCUUGGGUCAGACAAUAUCUUUCUGUUUGAUUAUAAUACAUGAAAGAAACAGGAACACCUUCAUCCUGCUUCCCCCCUACACAGUGGAGUUUUACGAGCCUUACUCUUGGUAGGUUUCAAAGACAGCUUUUGCUUCUCACCGGGCACUCAAUGUAACACAAAGUUUUUGUGAUAACUUAGAAACAAUUAUUCUACCAACGUGCAUGAACAAAGGCACUCGCUCUCUAUGAACCGAGCAACGCAGGAACAGUAUAAAAAAAAACUAUCAAGUUUGGUUGCAUUAUCUUGUUGUCUCGCGGUUGAUUCUUUGCAUGGAGUGAGAAAAGAAAGCAAAAAUUAGUGCAUUAGUGAAUAAAUUGUAGUUAAAACAGGAAGUAUGGCAGUUUUUUUUUCGUUUUUUUCAAAGGGACAGUAGUCAGUCUAGACCAGGGGUGUCAAAGUCAAGGGCCGCGGGCCAGAUCCCGCCCGCAAAUGAAUUAUCUAUGGCCCCCGGGAUUAUAUUUGAUUAGUAUUAAAUCCGGCCCGCAGGCCACAGUCACCUGCUGCUGUUUUGCAUGCACCAAUACUCCAUCAGUGUUGGUGUGAGGAAUUUUCAAAAUGGGGUCCCAGGGACCCUAUCAAGUCAUAAAAAUGGGGUCCCACAUUACAUUUUUGGGGUCCCACUUUUUUGUAAGCGUUUUGAAAAUAAAAGAUAAAUGUAUGCAUUAUCCUGUUAUAUCUUACAUUCUAUAUUGUGUUUUGGAAAAAGGUUGUCAUAAACGUUACUUAAUUCAUUAAAAAAAUAAUACAAAAGAAAACAAAUUUUUUUGCAUAUGUAAAUGUAUUCAGUUAUAAACAUUCAUUCACUUUCUUCUUUCCUUCAUGGAUCUAAUCUUUACUGCUGUCUGUAUUUUUACUGUAUUUUUAUUGUAAUAUUUUCAGAAUUUGUUUGUUCUAUAUUUGGCCAAAGUAAGACAAACAGAAACAGUCUUAAAUUGUCUUUAUUUCGUAGUUUUAAUGCCAUGAUUUUAAUAUUGAAUUAAUGAUUUAAUAUUCCUCCAUGCGGCCCCUUAGCUAAAAUGAGUUUGACACCCCUGGUCUGGACCAAUGUGGUCUGUAAAUGAUGCAAGGCGCUCAUCCCCACCAAGACCGGUAAUACCUCACCACCUUAGCCGUGUUCACCCUUAAGAGCACAGCUGUACAU
This is a messenger RNA of Entelurus aequoreus (snake pipefish), 3551 nucleotides long. RefSeq names its product oocyte zinc finger protein XlCOF6.1-like. Gene Ontology annotation, biological process: regulation of transcription by RNA polymerase II. The coding region runs from base 260 to 1582 and encodes 440 amino acids. The record is from RefSeq and is a predicted model, not a curated record. Lineage: Eukaryota; Metazoa; Chordata; Actinopteri; Syngnathiformes; Syngnathidae. The transcript is spliced from 2 exons. Gene Ontology annotation, molecular function: DNA-binding transcription factor activity; RNA polymerase II cis-regulatory region sequence-specific DNA binding.